AUGAGGGGAGACCCCACUAGGAGGGACACGAGUAAAUACUGCGCAUUCCGUGGGGAGUAUGGUCAUUACACUAACAACUGCAGUGCUUGGAAAAGGCACCUCGAGGAGCUGGUCAGAGACGGCCACUGCACGGAAUUCGUCGCAAAGAAGGCCAUCCAGCAGAUCGAGGAUCGUGAUGCAGCUACCAAGGAACCUUCCCAAAAGGUCAUACGGAUCAACACCAUUCUAGCUGAUUCCCAGGAGUCUGAGCUGACCAAAAAGGAGCGCAAGAGAAAGAUCGCGCAGGCGACUUACAUCUCCCAAGUCCUAACUAGCGAUCCAGUCAUUGAAGAUUCACCCGUCAUUGGCUUUCAAAAGAAGGACUUGAUCGGGCUUGAUCAACCACAUAAUGAUGCCCUAGUCAUCUGCAUCCAAAUUGAACAAGCUGUGAUCGAGCGAGUUCAUGUGGAUGAGGGAAGCGCAUCCAACAUCCGGCAACUAUCUGUUAUCAAACAGAUGGGAUUGGAGCCCAAGAUCAACAAACUUGCUAGGUCACUCACCGGCUUCAAUGGGGCCACAUUGAUCACAGUGGGAACGAUCGACCUUGACAUCCACUCACCCCCGGUGGUCUGCUGGCAAACCUUCAUAGUCAUCGACGAGGUCUCUCCCUACAACGGAAUCUUGGGCCAACCAUGGAUCAACAAAAUCGAAGCCGUCACAUCUGCUCUACACCAGAAGAUCCGCUACCCCAUCCCUGGUGGCGGGACCGGGCAGAUCAACAGUGACCAAGCCAUGGCAAGGAGAUGCACAGCCCAAGGGCUCAAGAAGAGCAAACAGUUGCAUUUCACACCACUAAUGCAGGCUACUGACGUGGCAUGA
Molecule: messenger RNA, 858 nt
Organism: Prunus avium (sweet cherry)
Lineage: Eukaryota; Viridiplantae; Streptophyta; Magnoliopsida; Rosales; Rosaceae
Source: RefSeq, a predicted model, not a curated record